This is a messenger RNA of Neltuma alba, 768 nucleotides long. RefSeq lists its product as uncharacterized. The record is from RefSeq and is a predicted model, not a curated record. The transcript has a single exon. Bases 1 to 768 code for a protein of 255 amino acids. NCBI's taxonomy places the organism in Eukaryota, Viridiplantae, Streptophyta, Magnoliopsida, Fabales, Fabaceae.
AUGAUUAGAGAGGUCAGAGAAAUACCCCAAACAACAAAUGAUUACUGGGGCUUUUGCAGGUUUGGAUUUGGGUUCUGUAGCAUCCUUAAUGAUUACAAGAUAGUGAAAUUUUAUAAUCAAGAGUUGCGUAAGAAGAAGGAAAUAGAUCAAGACUAUGAUGUUGCCAAACAAGGGCAUGAUGGAGUUGAAAUGUAUUCACUAAGCACAGAUUCAUGGAAGGAACUAGGAUUUGGAGCUUUACAAAAUAUAGAAGUUACAUUUACAACUGCUAGUACUGAUGGAAUGAUGGUUUGGGUGGGAGAAAGGGAUUCUUUUCCUGUGCUAGUUUCCUUCGACAUGGUGACUGAAGUGUUCACAAUAACCCCAAUACUGUCUGUGGAUGGCGGUCUUCCAACCAAUCUUGGUGCGUACCAGGGCAAAUUUGCUAUAUUUUUUCGUAGCUAUGGAUAUAAUUCUACGGAUAUAAUGGUGAUGGAGCAGGUUGCUAGUGAAUCUGGGAGGAGUUUGAGUUGUACUGAAGAAUAUAGCAUUGACACAUUUUCACAUGCUCCAGAUCCUGUAUGUAUUUGGGGGAAUGAAGUAGUUUUCUUAGGCAUUGAAAGUGAGACUGAUGAGUCGGAGGGUAUACCAGGGUACUUUCUUAAUCUGUUCAAUCUCACUACUAAGAAAUGGAAGGAGUUCCGCAACUUUUCAUCUAACCAUGACUGCAGUGCUGGUUUCACUUAUGAAAGGAGCCUUGUAUCUGUUUGGAACACCCAGGUUGAAUAG